Molecule: messenger RNA, 597 nt
Organism: Paramecium octaurelia
Lineage: Eukaryota; Ciliophora; Oligohymenophorea; Peniculida; Parameciidae
Source: the annotation of a GenBank genome assembly
AUGGGAUCAGCUUGUGCUAAAUUUGUAGGUUAGGAUACUAUAGAUUCUGAUCUUAUGAGUUUGGAAUCCAAAAUGAGAACUUUAAAUGAAAUGAGUAAAAGUACAAAAUUUUCAUCCCUUAAGUUGAGCAUUACAUACACUCAUCUCACAAAUUAAAGAAAUUCUGAAUCAGAAGUAAGAGAUCUGGAUCAUCCUAUCAACAAAAUCAAUAAAAGUAAGGGAAGAAUGAAAAGUUUUAAUUUUCAAGAAGAUCAUCAACGAUAAUUUUGUCCAUCCAAAGUCUCUCGUGUUAAUGACAGUCCAGUGACUGUGAAAAGUGAGACCCGAAGAAUCAAAAAGAAACAUAAUCCUUAGAGAGAACUUAUUUAGAUUUAAAACCUAGAUUUAUCAUUUUAUAUUCAGAGAAUAAGUUACUAAUUAGAGAAUAAUGAAGAGCAAUCUUAAAGAAGCAUACUCAAAUCUCCAUUAAAUAAAAGUUUUAAUUCACUCUCUGAGCAUAAAAAAGUACAUUUCGCUUAAGGCACAAAUUUUAGAUCCAACAGGUCAUCCCCUUCCAAAAGAACAAAACUCAAUCACUUGAGAAGAAGUUUAAUUUGA